UUCUCUUGCCAUUAGUGCCAUGUGAUGUGAGCUCUCAACUUGUUAAUCAAAAAUAAAGACUGCUUUAUCAUCCAUCGCGUUCGAUCUACUAUUCAAUCGUUGACUCUCACAAUCUCAAUUGCACGUACAGCUCCAUAUGUACACAGUACACAUCUGUGAUCUAAACAAGCUAGCCCCUACCCAGAAAAACAGCUCCUCUGCCUUUGAUAUAUCAUAAACUGACCGAGGAGAGUUUCAGCUAGUCUUUGUUUUCAUUUGUAUUCUGUGUUGAGUAAUCCUCUCUGCAAGCUUGAUGUAGUCUCUUCAUUAUUGCUCAACUUCUCAGAUUCAAAAAGCCAACCAAAACCAUAAGACAAAAAUUGUUCCCUUUAGAUUUCCACCUUUAUCCCUUGAUUUGUGUUAUUUUCAUCUUUGUUUUGCUUUUGCUUUGCAAGUUCAUUCCCAAAUUACCAGAUAAAGAAAAUAACUUCAUUUAUUUUCGUAGUCAUACUCUCUGUUGAGUCUGUUCUUUUUCGAGAGGUACCGUACGUAUACUUGGUAGUGAGCAAAUACUUGAAGAGCAGCGAGUUUUAUUCCCAAGUCAUAACUCCACAACAAAAUACCAAGACAUACGAUCGAGAAGAACCGUAGGUAUUCACACUCAAAGUACGAACCCAGUGAAGAAAUUUGAAGAGCAACGAGUUUCAUUCCCAGUUGAUCACAACUCCAUAACCAAAUAACAAGACAUACAAGGAAUGGAUUGUCUUUGUGCAAUUGGUAACGGGGUUGUUGGAAAAAUAGCCGAGUACACGGUUGAACCCUUUGGACGUCUAGUGGGACGCCAAGUGGGUUAUCUAAUCCACUACAACAAGAAUCUUCAAACUCUAAUGACUCAAGUGAAGAAUUUGAGCGUCGCCAGAGAUAGAGUAAAGCAACAGGUUGAUGAAGCUGAUAGAAGAGGUGAGAAAAUCCAUAAGGAUGUCCAAAAAUGGCUCGAAGAAGUGGCUCAGAUCAUGAAAGACACAGAAGAAUUCUUGAAGGGAAAAUGCCAAGCAACUGGAGAGCCAAACGAAGUCUUGAAGGAUGAAGGCCAAGCAAAUGAAGAGCCAAACGAAGUCUUGAAAGAUGAACGUCAAGGAAAGCUGAAGCGUCUCCAUCAAUUUUGUCCUAAUCCGAGACUUCGUUAUCAACUAAGCAGAAAGUCAACAAAAUUGGUGGAGGCUGUGGAUGAACUCUACAAAAGAAAAGACUUCUCUAGUGUUUCAUACAGUGUUCGCCCACAAGAGGUAUGUGUCAUAUCUGAUGAAGAUUAUGAGGCAUUUGAUUCAAGGAUUUCAACUUUGAAUAAAAUCAUGGAUGAAUUGAGAAGUUCCAGUGCCGACAUGAUUCUAGUGUAUGGUAUUGGGGGUGUGGGUAAGACCACACUAGUGGAAGAAGUUCUCAGGCAAGUUAAGAAAGAUCUGUUUGAUGAUGCAGUCAUGGUACGAGAUGUGAAAAUUCCAAACUUGGAACCAAUUCAAAAGGAAAUUGCUGAAAAGUUAGGUCUUGGAGUUUUGUCAGACGAGACUAUCGCCGGAAGAGCCAAUAAAAUAUGUGAAAGAAUAAAAGACAAGAAGACUCUUGUGAUUUUGGAUGAUGUCUGGGAAGCAAUUGACUUGAAAACUCUCGGGCUUCCCCAUAUACCUACUUGUAAAAUACUGCUGACCUCUAGAACUCGAAAGGUAUUAACUUCUGGUAAGAUUAAGCAGAGAGAGUUUCAGCUUAGCAUUUUAGGCCAAGAUGAAACUUGGCUUUUAUUUGAGAAGAAAGCAGGUGAUGUUACUAAAGAUCCCGCUAUAAAAUCCUUAGCAACUCAAGUAGCCCUAAGAUGUGGAGGUUUGCCUGUUUUGGUUAUCACAGUAGCAAGAGCUUUAGAAAGUAGUUCUUUACCAAUGUGGGAAGAUGCCCUGAGAUGCCUUGUCAGCUUUGAUGAGAAAGAAGACUUAACAAAAAAAGCUUACUCGGGUCUUGAAUGGAGUUACACUCGAUUGAAUGAGCAGCUUAAGCCAUUGUUCUUGUUGUGUGGUACUACUAUACAGGGGAACUCUAUUUCUUUGACGAACUUAUUGAAAUAUAGUAUGGGUUUGGGUUUUUUUAAAGACCUUACAGUUGAAGCAGCUCGAAAUGCAUUGUACACACAAGUUGAUAAACUUAAGAGUUCUUGUCUAUUGCUAGACGGAGAUGAUAAUACAUGUGUCAGAAUGCAUGAUCUUGUACAUGAUGUUGCUAUAUCCGGAUUGCAUCUAAGGAUCCACACGUCCUCGUAAAAGAUGGAGUUGAUCAGUUGAAAGAAUGGCCAG
This is a messenger RNA of Rosa chinensis, 2318 nucleotides long. Its product is annotated as disease resistance protein At4g27190. Gene Ontology annotation, molecular function: ADP binding; ATP hydrolysis activity. NCBI's taxonomy places the organism in Eukaryota, Viridiplantae, Streptophyta, Magnoliopsida, Rosales, Rosaceae. The record is from RefSeq and is a predicted model, not a curated record. Bases 735 to 2285 code for a protein of 516 amino acids. The transcript has 3 exons.